This is a messenger RNA of Schistosoma spindalis, 384 nucleotides long. Lineage: Eukaryota; Metazoa; Platyhelminthes; Trematoda; Strigeidida; Schistosomatidae. The record is from the annotation of a GenBank genome assembly.
AUGUCUUUUCAGAAAUCUUGGCGAUUGCCACGUUCGAUCAAAUAUUUCCGCUCUCCGUUAGCUGUCGACGAUAGCAGAGUUUCUAAAGCCAUUCUCAAACAGUUAAAUUUUAAACCAGUUAUUAAAAUGUCAUUCAGUUUUAAUCCAUUAAUACAGAAAACAGAGUCUAUUAGACAACUUUGUAGCAUACUCAGUGAACCGAGGUGGCGAGCAUCCAAUACUAAUAUGCUAGUAAAGAUCAAUGUACUCUCAGACAGUAGCCCUCCUGAAGUUGAAAUUUCAUAUGAUAAUGGCCAUAUCCUUAUCUUGAAGACAGAAAAUUUAAGCCUUCGAGAGACAAUAGAAAUCAUUAUUACACAUACAAGGAUCAUUAUGACAGAAUAG